Messenger RNA from Saccostrea cuccullata (small rock oyster), 978 nucleotides. RefSeq lists its product as uncharacterized. The record is from RefSeq and is a predicted model, not a curated record. The coding region runs from base 6 to 686 and encodes 226 amino acids. Lineage: Eukaryota; Metazoa; Mollusca; Bivalvia; Ostreida; Ostreidae. The transcript is spliced from 4 exons.
CAGUGAUGAUGCUGUUCUGGCUGAUGAGCGUCACGUGCUCUGGCACGUGCCCUGAGAAUAACGCCCUGAAAGAAGCCCUCACGUGCCUCCACAAUCUGACAGAUGGGGAGAAUGCCAAGGUCACCAUAAGCCCCGCAGACAUCUAUAGGACCAAGCAAUUCUGCGAAAAUGGAAACUUUAGGGAUUCGGUGAAUUGUUUAAGAAAUUUACAUCAAUCGUGUAAAGAUCCGGUCAAAUUAGAGAUGUUGACAAAAUACGCUGACCCUAAUGCCUGGGAAGCUGGAUUUGACAGACUUUGUCAUAGCAUGUCACUAUAUAUUAGUAAGGCUGACUGCAUCACAAAGCAAAACUCCGAAAUCCAGAAAUGCACGGAGAGCAAACAUAAAGAUAUCGAAAUUUCCAACGAAGCUGGCGUGACCUACAGCAUCAGUGAAGACGAAGAAAAAUAUGUAAAGAGUAUAUGUGGCAUAUUCCAGGUUUCAAACCAUUGUUACAGCACACAGAUAGGAAAUCAUUGUGGGGAGGAUAUCAAAGCUGUUUUAACAGACUUCAAUAGUGGUCUAACGCCACCCAUUUGUAGAGACUACAGCUUCGCGCCGCGGAGCUCAGCAAGGACCCAGUCCCUUAGUUUAUCUGCACUAACUGCCUGCUUAAUGUGUUUCGUGGCAUGGAUGAAGAUAUCAUGAUUAAAAAUCAAGAUGUAGUCAGUGUUUGGAUUUAACAUUCCAAUAUCGAUAUUCGGAGAACAAUGUGAACAAACUUAGAAUUCCGGUGUAGCAAGUUUACAAGGGGACUUCGAUUUCGAAGAUGUGAUGGAAGAAAGAUAACUCGUACUACGCUCAUUAUACAAAGCCCUCCUUAUUCUUUGGAUGUGUGCAAUUUUAAAAGUGAGAAAGUGGCUUUUCUCUCAAUGUGUAACAUAAUUUCUUACCAUGGAUAAAAGAUUUUUUUAAUCUGUGUAUGGAAUAACUGAAGGUU